Molecule: messenger RNA, 2016 nt
Organism: Drosophila obscura
Lineage: Eukaryota; Metazoa; Arthropoda; Insecta; Diptera; Drosophilidae
Product: cdc25-like protein phosphatase twine
Exons: 1
Coding region: 424-1755 (443 amino acids)
Biological process (GO): positive regulation of G2/M transition of mitotic cell cycle; protein dephosphorylation; G2/M transition of mitotic cell cycle
Cellular component (GO): cytoplasm; nucleus
Molecular function (GO): protein tyrosine phosphatase activity
Source: RefSeq, a predicted model, not a curated record
AGAAUAAACAUUCACUUUUCACAUUUUAAAAUCUUUUUCAAAAAGUUCCUCGACAAACUGCAAAAAAUUUCCAAUUCAAAUUCAAAUUUAAAUAGCGCGAAUCCUCCACACGAACUAUCGGCCAGUGCACAUCUCUAGAGUCUCGACUGGCUGCAAUGUUGUUACCUGCUACUAAGAUGUCGAUUUUAGAAAGGGAUGGGGGAACCUGGUGAAAGGCGCCAAAAGAGUUUGCCGCGAAAAGCGAAAGGGCGAAAGACAGAACAGAACAGAACAGAACGGAAAGAACAGAACAGAAGGAAGGCAGAAGAAGCGCACUCGCAGCACAGCACGCUUUUUUAGCCCGCAUUCAAAUUGAGUAUUUGCCAUCAAGUGAAAGUUUAUUUCCAGCUGAUCGCUCGAUCGCCCCCGAAUCCUACAGCUGCUAUGGCCUGCAAGCGGCUGAUGCUCGACGAUGGCGAACCCGAUGAGAGUUUUAGCUUCGAUGUGGAGAAUCAGGAGAAUAUAGCGCACAACAAUGUGGCGAAGCGGCACAAGGGCCAGCUGGAGACGCCGCUGCAUCGUAUGCUCAAGCGGCACAUGCCCGCCAAUGCCGCCACCGCAUUGUCGCCCAUCACCGAGCUGUCGUACAAUAUGCGCGGCGCCCGUCUGAAUGAGGGCGGCGGCGGCGGCGGCGGCGGGUGCACGCCCAAGUCCACCAACAGUCUGCGCACCUUCAAUAGCAUCAACAGCAUCGCCUCCAGCUACGAUUCGGGCAACUCGCUGGACGACGAGUACCUGCACAUGUUCGAACUGGACCAGAGGGAUGCCGUUGGCAAGCAUGCCGUGGGCUUGCCCGACGAUCUGGAGCUGCUGAUCACUGGCCAGCUGAAGACGGACCACAUCGCGCAGAUCGGCGCAGAGCCACCAAAGCAGCACCGUUCGGCACGUCGCUGCCUGAGCAUGCUGCCCGUGGACCCGGCGGAAGAGGACUCCAAUGGUAGCAGCGUGUCCGUGGCAAGCCAUAAGUCGCCCAACGGCACUGGCACCGGCAACGCCACACGCAUGCUGCAGCGCAGAUCAAUGUCGAUGAACGAUGCCGACAUACUCACGGCAUUGGGCGAUGAGCCCGAACUGAUUGGCGAUCUGAGCAAACCGUGUGCCCUGCCCUGCCUGAUCACUGGCACCCGUCAUCAGGACCUGAAGACCAUUUCGUGUGACACACUGGCGCGCCUGAUCAGUGGGGAUUUUGGCGAGCAGCUGGGUAACGACUGCUACCAGAUCAUCGACUGUCGCUAUCCGUACGAGUACGAGGGCGGGCACAUACGCGGUGCCCAGAAUCUGUACACGCGGGCGCUCAUCAAGGAGGCCUUUCCGGCCGUCGCAACCAAGCAGCUGCAGCUGCCGGGCCAGCGUCACAUCUACAUCUUUCACUGUGAGUUCUCAUCGGAGCGCGGACCGAAGCUGUUGCGCUUUCUGCGCAGCAACGAUCGCAGCCAGCACACGCACAACUAUCCGGCCCUGGACUAUCCGGAGCUGUAUCUGCUGCACAACGGCUACAAGGAGUUCCACCAUCUCCACGCGAAUCUCUGUGAGCCCAGCGACUAUGUGCCCAUGCUGGCGCCCGCCCACAACGAGGAGUUUCGCCACUUUCGCGCCAAGACCAAGUCAUGGCAGUGCGGCGAUGGUGACGGCGCGGACAGUGGCAUUGGCGGUGGCGGCAGCACUGGAUCUCGCACACUGCGCAAAUCACGUUCCCGCUUGCUAUACUCCGAGUGAAAGGAGUCGCCAUCCCCAUUACACCCCGCCAUAACAGUAAUUAUUCUAAAACAAAAUUAAUCGCUAGGAUUGAAAGGACGCAAAUUUGUAGUUUCGUUUCGUUUCGUUGAUUUUUGUUCAAAUGUUGAGUUUUUCCCUUUGAUAUUUAAUGUUUAUUCGUAUUUCGAUUUCUAGUUUAGAGUUUAUAAAAACACACACACACACACACCCACACACACAAAGAAAAAUAGCAUAAAGCAAAGGAAAAGCCAAAAAAAAAAU